CAGCGAUCUUGCAGGGAGUUCUCUUGUGUCUUGUUACUCCUAUUACCCAGCUUACGAUCUCUCUUACAACUUUCAUUUCGCCUCUCGUCGAGUAGAGGAUUUGUCUUCCACGAUAUGAGUGUCGUUCUCAUGCCGACCUCUGAGUUGGAGUACGUGCCGAAAUAUCUCUUCAUAUCAGAUGAGAAACAACCAGGGACAUAUAAAAGUCAUGUCAUGAAAGAAUUUUUGCGAAAGCGGAAUACUAUACGACGCCAGAAACAGUUGGCCACGAGAUCGCAAAGUCGAGUCCUUCCGUGGCUCCGUCGAGAAGACAUGAAACCACAACCACAACCCACUGAAGCGCCUGCGGAAGACACUAGUGCUUCUCCAGAGUCUUCGUACGUGUCCAGCUCGGCUGUCACGUCACCACAAGCAUCUCAAUGGACAAAUGGAAGUAUUGCAACGGAUGACUUUUCACCAACAGCAUUCAGCACAUCGUGCUCAACAUUCUCACACCAUGGCUUGGCCAGGCUAUCCACGUUGGAGUCCUUCUCGGAUAUCUGCCACGAGCGUUGGGAUCUUUUGGACUAUUUGUUUAGAAAUGUCCUGGGCCAGGUCUCAGAAACAGGUCAUUUCGACAACAUCGCAUGGCCAGGCUCGAUCAUGGCUCGUCACAUAUUGGAGCGCAAAUCUCCUUCUCAAGUCCUCCUUGCGAUUUCAAGUCUCUGUCGUGACCAUGACGCAGGUCACCAACAGCCCACCUCUGAGACCAUCGCACUCAUGCUGAGAGGUAUAUUGCUGCUCAAAGAGCAACUCCAGAAGUCUGACGGUAUCAACGGGGAUAGCAUUUUAACAAUGACCAACCUGUGGACGUAUGAAGCCGUGCUAGGUUUCGACAUUGUCGAUAACAUGACCACACAGUCAACAAGGGCAAAUACUGCUGCUUCUUUGCAAAGUAUUCAAACCCAUAUCGACGGGCUGCGGCGAUCGAUCACGCAUAUGGGUGGCCUAAAUCAUCUUCCACCAGAGGCAAUGUGGUCCGUGGCAUGGUGCGUAGGAAGUCUUCCCGGCUAUUGGGCCAUCGAUACAAGAGUGAUUGGUGGCUCGUCUUCUGACAAGAUUUGCGUGGAUCCUGGUUACCAUUGCUCUCUGACACGACUGGUGGAUUUCCUGGCAAGAAUUGAGCGACUUGCCUCGUCGGCGGACUUCCAACCUGGCAUACUGCAAGAGGCAUCUUUCAGCCUAAUGAAACACUCUUUUCUGCGAUUAGUACAGACGGCUACAAAUCAAAGGACAGCACUGAAGAGUAUGAUGAGGUCGACGAGUAUGCUCUCAAUCUUGCUAUUCGCCUUCGACAUACUCCUCGGAGGCAGCAAUACAAACGUGCAAACACCCGGAAACCGGCAAAAGGAAUUGAUGAGGCUUCAGGAGCGACUAGAGCAACAUAACAUCGACAAGGAAGGCUCGCCACAAAAGACCUGGCAGAUCUUGAUGACAGAGAAAGAGGUGCCACGUGUUCAGCUUCAUCCACGAGCUUGGCCGAUUGUAGAAAUGGUGAAUGAGAUCAAGCAUCUGAAUGUCUCAACGAUAGACUCAUUGUCAAAGCAGCUGACAGAGUGGAUGUUCCCUCAAGAAUGUGGGUUUAUCGAGGAGUUUAGGUAUGAAAGAUUGAUGUUACAGAUUCAUUUUGAGCUAGAUGGCAUGAGAAAUGUAUGAUAGAGAGCGAGAUACAUACAGAGUGAGCGAGAAAGAUGAAAGAAGGUCAAGAUGGAAGAGGCCAAAAUAGGAAUGUGGUGAACCUUUGACCCGAAAUGAGCAUCUCGAAAUUGUUGUAUCAAUG
Messenger RNA from Exophiala oligosperma, 1819 nucleotides. RefSeq lists its product as uncharacterized. Bases 115 to 1695 code for a protein of 526 amino acids. The transcript has 4 exons. NCBI's taxonomy places the organism in Eukaryota, Fungi, Ascomycota, Eurotiomycetes, Chaetothyriales, Herpotrichiellaceae. The record is from RefSeq and is a predicted model, not a curated record.